GAAGUGGGGUGUUUUGGGAAGCCAGGUGUAGGGCAUUCUCUGGGGCCUAAUUAUUAUUGGGCUCCGGGCCAUACAGGCUACUGCCACCUGUGGCUGCUAGGGCACCAAGGGAACAGUCGUAUGGAGCCUGAUGGGAUAUUAAAGGAACUCAACUCCUGGAGCCGUAACAAAUAGUUCCUGCAGGACAUGGGGAAAAGAUAGUGUCAGCAAAAGCACAAAACCUGGGGAAGAGCUGGUAGUACAAGUUCCAGUGUUGGAUGUGCAAAGUGACAACUUUAAGGAGAUGUGGCCAUCCCUUCUGCUGGCCAUAAAGACAGCUAGCUUUGUGGCUGUAGACACGGAACUGAGUGGGCUUGGGGAUAGGAAGAGUUUGCUGAACCCGUGCAUCGAAGAACGUUAUAAGGCUGUGUGUCAUGCUGCUAGGACCCGUUCUAUCCUCUCCCUGGGCCUCGCCUGCUUCAAGCAGCAGCCAGACAAGGGUGAACACUCAUACCUGACCCAGGUGUUCAAUCUGACCCUGCUGUGUGUGGAAGAGUAUGUCAUAGAACCAAAGUCUGUGCAGUUCCUGGUACAGCAUGGCUUCAACUUCAACAGGCAGUAUGCCCAGGGUAUCCCAUACCAUAAGGGCAACGACAAGGGUGAUGAGAGCCAGAGCCAGUCGGUGCGGACACUGUUCCUGGAGCUAAUCCGGGCCCGCCGGCCCCUGAUACUGCAUAAUGGUCUCAUAGACUUGGUGUUCCUGUACCAGAAUUUCUAUGCACAUCUGCCUGAGAGCUUGGGAACCUUCACUGCUGACCUGUGUGAAAUGUUCCCAGCUGGCAUUUAUGACACCAAAUAUGCUGCUGAGUUUCAUGCCCGCUUUGUGGCCUCCUACCUAGAAUAUGCCUUCCGGAAAUGUGAGCGGGAAAAUGGAAAGCAGCGGGCAGCUGGCAGCCCACAUCUUACCCUGGAGUUCUGCAACUAUCCUUCUAGCAUGAGGGCCCAUGUAGACUACCGCUGCUGUAUGCCCCCUACAUCCCACCGUCCUCAUUCCACCAUCAUCUGUGAUAACUUCUCGGCCUAUGGCUGGUGCCCCUUGGGAUCACAGUGUUCUCGGUCCCAUGAUAUUGAUCUUAUCAUUGACACUGAUGAAGCUGCCACAAAGGAUAAGCGGCGACGGCGACGACGUAAGGAGAAACGACGGAGGGCCUUGUUGGGCCUGCCUGGGAAACAGAGCUCUGGGGAAGCCGAGGAUGGUCCUCCCACUAAGCAGGUCUGUGGGGAUGGCGUCAAGGCUGAGCACACUGAGCAGGAGGUGGCUCAGGAUGAGACUAGCAACCAGCCUGGCUCUGAGCAAGAUCACAAAAAUGACUUGGAGAUGGGACUUAAAGCAGCAAGGUUUGAAACAGCUGACAUGGCUGCCUUAGAAGCACCAGGGAGUCAAGCCAGCCCUAACCGAGUGCCUGGGGAUGGAUUGCAUCGGGCUGGUUUUGAUGCCUUUAUGACAGGUUAUGUAAUGGCCUACAUGGGAGUAAGCCAAGAACCUCAGCCCUGUAGCUCUGGACCCUGGCUACCUGAAUGCCACAACAAGGUAUACCUGAGUGGCAAAGCUGUACCCCUCACGGUGGCCAAGAGCCAGUUCUCCCGUUCCUCCAAAGCCCACAACCAGAAGAUGAAGCUCGCUUGGGGCAGCAGCUGACCUAACUUCUGCUUAGCACCCAGAGCCCAAGAAGAGAAGCUGAGGGUAGAGCAGAGGGUUCUGGUCCCUCUAGCCUAUGAAGGUCCUACACCCAACUACAGAGUUGGGGAGGAGGGCUCCUGACAGAGAUACUGCUGCAUUGCUCUGGACUUUCUUUACCCCAGAGGCUGAGAAACAAUGGUACAAGUAAGAAAACUGACCAGCACCUGUAGUAACCAACUUUAUUUUUAAGUCUGAGAGUGUCUUGGGAAAGUUUUACCAAAAAAUCAGCAGAAACAAGUUAUGAAAAUGUU
Molecule: messenger RNA, 1971 nt
Organism: Myotis davidii
Lineage: Eukaryota; Metazoa; Chordata; Mammalia; Chiroptera; Vespertilionidae
Gene: TOE1
Product: target of EGR1, member 1 (nuclear)
Exons: 8
Coding region: 284-1678 (464 amino acids)
Biological process (GO): snRNA 3'-end processing
Cellular component (GO): Cajal body; cytoplasm
Molecular function (GO): snRNA binding; 3'-5'-RNA exonuclease activity; metal ion binding
Source: RefSeq, a predicted model, not a curated record